AGCAGAGAAGUGGCCUCGAGGAGUGGUUCGUUGGAGUCUUCGACAUCAUCAGGCCGCAAGUGCGAUUAACCUAAAAUUUCUUUUUGUAGUGUGAAAACAUCCUUUCAACAUGGUGAAAGUCAGAUGUGCCGACCUUCGCAAGAAGGACAAGAAAGAGCUCCUGAAGGGAGUUGCUGAGCUCCAGACGGAGCUGAUGAACUUGAGAGUAGCUAAGGUUACUGGGGGAGCCGCCAGCAAAAUUGCAAGGAUCCGUGAUGUAAGGAAGGCUAUCGCUCGCACAUACAUUGUUAUGAAUCAGAAGCAGAAGGAAAACCUUCGCUUAUUAUUCAAAAACAAGAAAUACAAGCCUCUUGACUUGAGACCAAAGAAGACAAGGGCUAUCCGCAGGCAGUUGACCCCACAUCAAGCUAGCCGCAAAACAAUGAAAGAGAUUCGCAAGAACUCUGCUUUCCCAAAAAGAAAUUAUGCUUUGAAAAUCUAAGUUAAAUAAACGUUGAAAUUUA
Molecule: messenger RNA, 503 nt
Organism: Trichogramma pretiosum
Lineage: Eukaryota; Metazoa; Arthropoda; Insecta; Hymenoptera; Trichogrammatidae
Product: 60S ribosomal protein L35-like
Exons: 3
Coding region: 110-481 (123 amino acids)
Biological process (GO): maturation of LSU-rRNA from tricistronic rRNA transcript (SSU-rRNA, 5.8S rRNA, LSU-rRNA); translation
Cellular component (GO): cytosolic large ribosomal subunit; ribosome
Molecular function (GO): mRNA binding; structural constituent of ribosome
Source: RefSeq, a predicted model, not a curated record